GACUUUCUUGCCACUUCCCCUCGUCUUUCUCCAGCAUUGAUCUGUGUACUCGUAUCCUUUCAAAAAGUGGCAGUCUUACUGUGCUCAUCUCUCGACUUAUUACCCGCGGUUAGAAGGCAUCUCCUCUGUCAACAACCCAACAUUUGUCCAUCAAAAUUACACCGCAUCUCAUCAUGGCACCUCCCACAGCGACUUCUACAGAAACAUUUACCCCACCCAUGGGCUUCGACACGCCUGACGGCCAACCUGAAGGCACCGCACCCAACGAACCCAAACUGAAACAAGGUGCCGCCGAGAUUCAACUGCAGAAAUUCCCCAGCCCACCACGCUUCACCGACAAAUACGAAGAGCGCGAAUACCUCAAGGGCCGCCUCGCCCUGGCCUUCCGCAUCUUCGGCAAGUAUGGCUUCGACGAGGGCGUGGCUGGGCAUAUCACCCUCCGCGAUCCGGUCGACCCUCACACGUUCUGGGUAAACCCCUUUGGCGUGGCCUUUUCCCACAUCAAGCGUUCCGACCUCAUCCUCGUCGACCACGAGGGUAAGGUCAUCGACGGUGGACCCUGCCGCUUACUCAACACAGCGGCGUACAUGAUCCACGCGGCGAUCCACAAAGCCAGACCAGACGUCCUCUGUGCAGCACACUCGCAUAGUAUCUAUGGGCGGAGUUUCUGCGCCCUCGGCCGACCCAUCGACAUCAUCACCCAGGACAGCUGCGCUUUCUACAACGAUCAUGCCGUGUAUACGCAGUUCAAGGGUAUCGUGCUGGCGAAAGAGGAGGGUGAGAACAUCGCAAAGGCCAUCGGGCCCAAGAAGGCGUGUCUCCUACAGAAUCACGGCCUCCUGACGUGCGGUCAGACCAUCGAAGCUGCGACGUUCUGGUUUGUGAGUCUCGAGAAGUGCUGUCGUGCGCAACUCAUGGCAGAUGCAGCGGCUGCUGGUCGUGGCGGCGAGACCGUCAAGAUCGAUGAUGAGGAUGCCGCAUUCACCUACAAGAGCGUUGGAACGCCGAGGGCAGGCUGGUUCAGCGCGAAGCCCAUGUUUGAUGUCAUGGCCAGGGAGUGUGGAGAUGAGUAUCUGCAGUAAAGUAAGCUCGUAAUGAGACUUUCCUCAGAUGCGAGAUUUCGAGCUCUUUUAUGAAUUGAUGCUAUGCGGUGAGGUAAGAUAGUUCUUGUGAAACCAAAAUUGUUAUGCCCUUCAAUCCAAA
This is a messenger RNA of Exophiala xenobiotica, 1203 nucleotides long. RefSeq lists its product as uncharacterized. Gene Ontology annotation, cellular component: cytoskeleton. The record is from RefSeq and is a predicted model, not a curated record. NCBI's taxonomy places the organism in Eukaryota, Fungi, Ascomycota, Eurotiomycetes, Chaetothyriales, Herpotrichiellaceae. The coding region runs from base 174 to 1082 and encodes 302 amino acids. Gene Ontology annotation, molecular function: actin filament binding. The transcript has a single exon.